This is a messenger RNA of Formica exsecta, 1404 nucleotides long. RefSeq names its product lanC-like protein 3 homolog. The record is from RefSeq and is a predicted model, not a curated record. The transcript has 3 exons. The coding region runs from base 1 to 1281 and encodes 426 amino acids. Gene Ontology annotation, biological process: carbohydrate metabolic process; peptide modification. Lineage: Eukaryota; Metazoa; Arthropoda; Insecta; Hymenoptera; Formicidae. Gene Ontology annotation, cellular component: plasma membrane.
AUGUCGCAACGACCCAGGCACUUUGUGAAUGAGUACCGUGAGCGUGAGGAGGAGAUCGUUAGUUGUGCGACAUCAAUGCGACGCGAUAUUGAUGACAGUCUGUGUGCCGCUAAGAUUAAUCUACGCAAGAUUCUGCAGCGUAUUGUUGAUAAGGAACCGCCCGAACGUGCGGAAGCAGAUGGUGGUCUGUAUGUUGGUGCAUCCGGUAUCUCUUAUGCGUUUCUACGACUUGCUAAACACACUCUAUUGGAAGCUGAGACUGAAAAAUAUCUGUCACUGGCCGAGCGUUACUUACGUUCAUCUCUGGCAAUGGUACUACGUCGCGAGGGCCGUUCCGGCACUGGCUUCCUUUUGGGAGAUUGGGGCAUUCUAGCAGUGGGCGCAGUCCUCGCAACCGUCCGAGGCGAUGAAAAGACUGCUAGUGAAUUUGUGAAGCGCUACACAGAGACGGGAGUACGCUGUAAGGAAGUGAACUUUCUGAAAUGCGGAUCGGACGAAUUCUUUGUCGGUCGCGCUGGCUUUUUGUAUGGUGCGUUGUGGUUGAACCACAAGAUGAAAAAAGUCGUCGUUCCACUCGAUACGAUGCAUGAAAUCGCGCGGACGAUCGUUGUCUCGGGCAAGAUGUACGCACGAGUGCAUAACAGUCCAUGUCCAUUAAUGUACGCGUAUUAUGGCACGGAAUAUCUAGGCGCUGCGCAUGGACUCUGUGCAAUUUUACAAGUCCUUAUACAGGUGCCAUCAUUCUUAGAUAACAAUGCCGAUAUUGAGAGCAUUACACGAACUUGUGUGGAUUAUCUAUUCAGCUUACAAAUGACUUCUGGCAAUUUUCCGUGCGCUAUGGAUGAAAUAAAUCGUUCUGAACAAGCUCGUAAAGAUAGUGACGAUGAAUUAGUGCAUUGGUGUCACGGUGCUCCUGGCGUUAUUUAUAUGAUGGCAGCGGCAUACCUGCGCUGGAAGGAUCAACGUUAUCUAAACUCAUGCAUACUUGCUGGUGACCUUGUCUGGCGUAAAGGCCUCCUGCGUAAAGGGCCUGGGAUUUGUCACGGUGUAGCCGGCAACGGUUAUGUCUUUCUUCUCCUAUACAAACUCACUGGCAAUGAACUUCACCUCUAUCGAGCCGCCAAAUUUGCAGACUUUAUGAACUUACCACAGUUUCAAUCUGAUGCACGUAUACCUGACUCACCAUAUUCGCUUUACGAAGGAAUUGCCGGCACCGCCUGCUUUCUGGCUGAUCUUAUCGAACCGGACAAAGCUCAUUUCCCUUUCCAAGAUGUGUUCUGAGAUUAAAUACUAACAAAAUAUUAAAUAAGAAUUUUGUUCUCUAUUUUUUGCAUUUUAAAUCUAUUUAUCUUUAUAUUUUGGUUUUAAUCUAUGUAUUAUAUUAAUAUAUUAUGAUUUUGACAA